Nezara viridula (southern green stink bug) is the source of this 2364-nucleotide messenger RNA. NCBI's taxonomy places the organism in Eukaryota, Metazoa, Arthropoda, Insecta, Hemiptera, Pentatomidae. The record is from the annotation of a GenBank genome assembly.
UAACCUCUCUUCGCUAAGCUUGGACAGGUUAUGUUAAAUUGUUUUCUUCUUUAUUUGUAAACACUGUUUAAUUCUUAUCUUGUGAUUACAUUCAUGUUAAAAGUAGUGUAUUUUAUAAAAUGGGUCGUAAUUUAAAACGCUUAUAUAUUUGAUUUUCUGAGAGCUACUCUGUUUAAUUGGGCUAACCUUUUGUAUUUUCGGAGGUUAAUUUGUUGAUUUAAUAAUGGAUAAUCCCACAGCGUCAAAUUCAGUUGAUAUUGACUUCCCUCUUACUCCUACAAUGGAAGUUAGUUCAUCUGAUGCUAAUAAAAGGAGAAGCAGUUCACGGUCCAUCAAGAGAAGGAAAUUCGAUGAUGAGUUGGUGGAAUACAGUUUUUCAAGCAAAGACGUUGAACCUAUGGUGAAGAAACCUCAAAAUAAUAGAUCCAGAACAUUAUCCCAGUCAAACUUUUAUGAAGCCAGUUCGAGCGCUGGAGUCCCUUCGCCUAUUGAUAAACGAAGAAUAAUACCUAGGCCAAGUUCAAAAAAAUCUAGGAAAUCGAAACCGCCUUCUCAUGCUGCUACAAAAGAUUUAGGAAGAUGGAAGCCAACUGAUGAUCUUGCUCUUAUUACUGCCGUGAUUCAGUCAAAUGAUUUGCAACAUGUUCAUCGAGGUAUUAAAUUUUCAUGCAAGUUCACUCUUCAAGAGAUUCAACAGAGGUGGUAUACAUUGCUAUACGAACCCACCAUUUCCAAACUUGCUAUGAGCGCAAUGCGAAAUCUACAUCCUGAUGUUAUAGCAAAUAUUGAAAGUAAAACUUUAUACAGUAAAGAAGAACAACAAUUACUAGCUGUGAUUAAAUCUACCCCAACGCCUCCCCUCAGCGUUUUUGAAGACCUUCUGAACAAAAAUAGUCUGGUUUUCCAUAGGGCAAGAACUCCCAAAUCUCUCAUGGCACAUUGGCUCCUUAUGAAACAGUACUAUCUUUUAGAUGAUCAAACAGUCCCUGGUACACAUGGAGAAAAAUCUGUCAUACCUUUCUCCGAACUUGAAGAGAAUAUGCAUGAUAUCGAGCUUCAAGGACCUAAAGAUGAAGCGUUGGAAGAGGAGUUGUUUCUCUCUGACAGAAAAGAGAAAAAAGAGAUUAGAACUUUAGAAGCAGAAGUAAGUCGCUGGCAAGUUCUAGUUGACGCAGUUUCGGGGAUUGCACCUCAAGAGUUUGACAACCACACUCUAGCAGUUCUCAAAGGGCGGCUUGUAAGAUAUCUGAUGAGGUCUCGGCAGAUUACGAUAGGAAGAACAACCAAAGAUCUUAGUGUUGAUGUUGAUUUAACCCUUGAAGGACCCGCUUCAAAAGUAUCACGCCAACAAGGAACAAUUCGCUUGAGGAACAACGGUGACUUCUUUAUCAUGAAUGAAGGAAAAAGAGCGAUUUAUAUUGAUGGAAGGCCGAUACUGGCAGGAAAUAAGUACAGGCUAAAUGAUAACUCUGUCGUAGAGAUUGCUGGCUUGAGAUUCGUCUUCUUAAUCAAUAUGGAACUUAUAUCGGUUAUUCGCCAGGAAGCAGCAAAAAUGAGUAUGGCUAAUUCUUAAGUAUAGCUUUAAGUUUAGAAAUUAAUCCUGAAUAGUAAAUUGUUAAGUUUAAUUUAAUUUUAAAGAUAUUUUUAAUGCAUAACUUUUUCUUUAUUUCUUUGUACAAACAUGUAAAGUAUUGUGCAUAAAUGAAGUUUAUUUGUUAUAACAUCAAUUUAUUUGAUUUAUUGUUAUCGUAUUAUUUUGAAACUAAGCUAGUCUUGUUUUGGAUGUUACAACAAUAUUUCUUAAUAAUUAACUGUAAAAUAGAACUACUUAUUUAAUAUUAUAUAUAAUAAUAUAUUAUGUGUAAUAAUAAUAUUAUUAUUCCUUUUAAUAUGUUUUUUUUAUAUUUAUGUAUGUAGCAAUUAAUUGUAGUUACGAUAUAGGAGGUGAUGGUGAAGAAAACAGUCAUAUUAAAACACUCAGUAGUUGAAUAUUAUUUAAUGUUUCGGCCAACUUUUUAGGCUUUCUUAAAGGCUAAAAUACAUAAAAAAAGAGCAGUUAAAAAUAUAUUAUCUCAUUUCCUGAACUGCAAAGAGAGAUUUCUUUUAGUAAUUCCCUGUUUUGGUCUCUCUUUGCAGUCCAUGUGACUUUCCUCUGAAGCUCAUUUUUUUUGUUAUCCUGAAGAAGACCUAAAAAAUGGACUGAAACUUCAGCAUAAAUUAAAUAGUCCUUCAUCUCUAUCUGUUUUAAUUUGUCUGCUCCUUUGACCAUUGUCCUAAAUUUUUUUAUUUAGAAAUUCGAAUUGUAAAUAUAUUUACGAUUUAACUUUAAUAAAUAAUUAUAAUCUCUUUAAAAUUCUUUAUUUU